Molecule: messenger RNA, 879 nt
Organism: Penicillium coprophilum
Lineage: Eukaryota; Fungi; Ascomycota; Eurotiomycetes; Eurotiales; Aspergillaceae
Product: putative esterase/lipase
Exons: 1
Coding region: 1-879 (292 amino acids)
Molecular function (GO): hydrolase activity
Source: RefSeq, a predicted model, not a curated record
AUGGUGGACUUAUUGUAUUAUUACAACAAGUGCUUUGCAUUCAUCAUCCGAACAUAUAUGGGCUUUGCCAGAAAUGUAGCGGCCACUCCAGACGAAAUCCGCCAAAUCAAGUCCCGGGAUGCUACCCGGACCAUCAAGGUUCACCUAUAUCGACCACCUGGCUCCAGCCCAUCACCUGUCCUGAUCAACUUUCACGGAAGUGGCUUCGUAAUACCCCUCCAUGGUGGCGACGAUGAGUUUUGUCGACGAGUCAGUCACGAAACCAAGCACACGGUCUUGGACGUUCGCUAUCGUCUAGCACCAGAAUACCCCUUCCCCGCCGCGCUGAACGAUGUGGAAGACGCCAUCAAAUAUGUGUUUUCUUGUCCCGAUGAAUUCGACCUGACUCGUGUAUCCAUAUCAGGAUUUAGUGCGGGUGGCAACCUCGCGCUGGCCGCUGCGUCAAAUCUCUUCCCUCGCGAUACUUUCCGCUCCCUGAUAUCGAUUUAUCCUGUUACGGAUCUAAGCCCUGAUCCGGCUUCGAAGAUAGCACCUGCCCGUGGGGACUUUGUAAUUCCUCUUCCUGUUAUGCGCCUCUUCGACCGUUGCUAUAUCCCCUCAUCCCUGGACAAACGGGAUCCGCGCAUUUCGCCGCUCUACGCCGAGGCGGAUCGGUUUCCACGACGUGUGCUUAUUAUUACCGCAGAUGGCGAUACCCUCGCGCUUGAGGGAGAGGAGCUGGCCCGGAAGAUCAAGAGAUUGCACGGUUGGCAUGUGGUCAGCGAGCGCAUGGCGGGGUGUAGCCAUGGAUGGGACAAGAGCACGAGGGUAGGAAGUCCGCAAUACCAAGCUAAAGAGCGGGCUUAUCAACUGGCAUUUGAUAUGUUGAACGGGAGCUAG